AUGCGAGUGUUGGAUCAGAUGGUGAUGACAGCAAUGAAAAGACAUUCAACGGACACAAGGGUUGAAGCGAAGAGAGCGUCCAAUUGGUGGACCAAUGGAUUGCUGAGUGCUAUGAAAGACCAGUCACUCGUUGUCUUGAAGGAUGACUUGAUUACUAUCAUUGAAGACAAAUAUCCAAAGUCCCGACACCAUCUGCUAGUCAUCCCCAAUAAGAACUCAGGCAUGGAUUCUGUGGAUGACUUGACCGCAAGUGAUGUGCAACUCAUUGAUCACAUGACACUCAAAGGCAAACAA
Molecule: messenger RNA, 294 nt
Organism: Oppiella nova
Lineage: Eukaryota; Metazoa; Arthropoda; Arachnida; Sarcoptiformes; Oppiidae
Source: the annotation of a GenBank genome assembly